AUGGCUACCAAAUUGACCACCUGCCGUCCGAUCCUCUGCCAGCUGACGGGCUUCACCCCCCGGGUCUCCUGUCGGUCUAACUCAGGCUUUGGAGGAAUCACCUUGAAUCCAGCGACAGACGCCAGACUCCGCGGUAUCCGACGGAGACAGCUUCAGAACCAACAAUUCGAGGCAGAGAGAGCCCGGGAACAGCGAGCCUUCGACCUACAGAAACAGCAGACCAGAACAUGGCAACCCGGCGACGUGUACUCCCCGCGUGAUUUGAGCCCGGCAGAGAUGAAGAAAUGGAAGAAACGACGCAAUCCUACGACUGAUAUUUUCGAUGCUCUAUCGCUGAACCCUCUACACAUGUACAAGGUAUUUGCGAGGAUUUUUCUCCAUCAAUCUACCGCGUAA
Messenger RNA from Trichophyton benhamiae CBS 112371, 396 nucleotides. RefSeq names its product 37S ribosomal protein S18, putative. The transcript has 2 exons. The record is from RefSeq and is a predicted model, not a curated record. The coding region runs from base 1 to 396 and encodes 131 amino acids. NCBI's taxonomy places the organism in Eukaryota, Fungi, Ascomycota, Eurotiomycetes, Onygenales, Arthrodermataceae.